This is a messenger RNA of Aspergillus alliaceus, 1014 nucleotides long. RefSeq names its product lysophosphatidic acid acyltransferase LOA1. The record is from RefSeq and is a predicted model, not a curated record. Lineage: Eukaryota; Fungi; Ascomycota; Eurotiomycetes; Eurotiales; Aspergillaceae. Bases 1 to 1014 code for a protein of 337 amino acids. The transcript has 3 exons.
AUGGAGAAGUUCACGCAAUUCCGAGAUCGAGGGUCGGGAAUCGCCCCUUUCCUCCCCAUUCCACCGCAGCCAGCAGGCUUUCAGCUACCUUUACGCGUCUUCCUCUUCUGUUUCCGUCUCCCGCUCUUUAUCUUUGUUUGCCUCGGUUACUUCCUCGUACUACAAUGGCUUCCGAUUGGAUCGCUCGGAAAAAAGGCGUCUCUGUGGUGUAUCCUGGGCGUGCCCAGCAUAUGGUGGAUUGAUCUUCAAGUAGACGGCGUGAGAAAAGGAUCGCUAUCGAAACAACACCAGGCGCGCCUUCCGGGCCCGGGCUCCGUUAUCGCCUCCUCAUUCACGUCCCCCAUCGACGCCGUAUACCUGGCCGCCAUAUUCGACCCGGUCUUCACCGCUUCCUAUCCGAACUCGCGGAAGGUCGAACACAUUUCGCUCUUCCAGGCGAUUCUACGUGCCUUUGCCGCUCCCCAACUGAGCCCGCCCCCGAAGGCGCGCUUGGUGGAUCUCGCAACUCUUGUAAAGAAAUUCCCCGGUCGACCCAUCGUUACCUUCCCCGAGUGCACGACUACCAACGCCCGAGGCAUCCUGCCCCCCAGUCCGUCGCUGCUGAGCGUGGCCCCAAAGACGAAGAUCUUCCCGGUCAGUCUGCGAUAUACCCCGGCGGACGUGGUGACGCCACUCCCCGGAAGUUAUUUGAGUUUCUUGUGGACGCUGCUUAGCAAGCCGACGCAUGGAAUCCGGGUGCGCAUUGCGGAAGGGGUGGUGAGUGAAACCGGUGGGGAAGGUGCUCCUGCGACGCGGAAGUCGACUUAUGACACCAACUACCUCGACACGCUGGACAAGGACAGUGCGUACGACUCUCUGGAUACGGGAGAGGAGUUGACGCGGGGUGAGAAGGCUCUGCUGGACACUGUGGCGGAUUCCCUGGCGCGCCUGGGGAGAGUGAAGCGGGUUGGAUUAGGCGUUCAGGACAAGAAUGAUUUCGUUCGCAUGUGGACGAAGACACGACGGACAUGGUGA